This is a messenger RNA of Elaeis guineensis (African oil palm), 3247 nucleotides long. NCBI's taxonomy places the organism in Eukaryota, Viridiplantae, Streptophyta, Magnoliopsida, Arecales, Arecaceae. The record is from RefSeq and is a predicted model, not a curated record.
CUUUUGUUCAAUGUCUCAUGAAGUGCUAUGCCUUUGAUGGGGCUCAGUUGAUGUUCGAAACAUCAAAGACUUCAGAAUCUGUUUUUCUUCAAUGCUUUUACAAACUUAUAGUGGUUAUUGAUGAAACUAUGGGUAGUUUGGAAUGUUAAACUCAACAUUUUCUAUUUGUAAACCAGAUUUCUUGCCCACACUUCCCUCCCUUAAGUGUUCACCAUCCGUCAACAUUAAUACAUUUUGAAACAGUUCAUUUGUAUGUGCAUUUUUUUGCCCCAACUCUGAGCUUUUUAUAUAAGGACAAAGUUGUAUGUCUAUAUAUCUGACUAUUAUUCUUAUAAAUUGAGGUUGAGUAAUUGCGUUUGUGUUCACAAAGCAAUGAAUGUUCUUGGUUUAUUUCUUGCUCACGAACUCUAAAUUAUGGGAUCCUUUUACAUAACUUCUGGAAAGAGGAUUAUGAUGUGGAUAAGCUAUUAAGGUUCAUCCUAAUCAGUUUUCAUCACCCACGAUCAUUGUUGAAAGAGCUGGGAGUUAUGCUUGGAUGCACAAAAGUUGGAGAGUUUGGGAAGAGUUUGCACGCAUAGUUGCAACAGCAGUUAGUCUUUUUGUUACUACUGAGCCCACUCUUCAGCGAGUUAUACUUCCUCCAGUUUUGCAAUUGCUGAAUGACCCUAACAAUAGCAUUAUGGAAGCUGCGACCUUGUGUAUUGAGGAGAUGUAUAUACAUGUUGGACCUCAAUUUCAUGAAGAAUUGCAGCGCUACCAUCUUCCUUCAUCCAUGAUGAAAGAGAUGAAUUCCAGGUUAGAAAAAUUAGAAUCAAAGGUUCGUCCAUCCAAUGGAGUUGGAACUCAUUUUAUUUCUACAGAACUGAAAUCAUUCACUUCUAAUCAGAAAAGGAGCAGUCCAAAGACCAAGAGCAUUCCAAGGGAAUCCUUGUUCUCCGGAGAAAUUGAUGUUACUGAAAAGCCAGUAGACCCAAUUAAAGUGUUCUUUGAAAAGGAAUCGAUCAAGGAAAUUGAGAAAAUUGCAUCCACUCUAGUACCGGAAAAAGACUGGUCACUUCGAAUAGCUGCCAUGCAAAGAGUUGAAGGCCUGGUCUUUGGAGGUUUUACUUCAUCAGAACAUUUCUGUUUAUUAAAUUCAAGCAUCAAAAUCUUAUUUAUCAUUUUGUUGAUGUGUUUCUUCUUGUGUAUAGGAAUAGUCGCUAGUAUCUCCUAGCUGCCUUGAGAUGAUUUCAUUUGUUUAAUUACAUUUAUUGUUGAUGUUCUUUCCCUUGCAUUAAAAAGCCAUUGCAGUUAAGAUACUUCAAGUGAUGUAUGAGGAAAGGACAUUAUAGGGGCAAAUUUUCCAUUUACGCAUGCAGUGCUGGAUCAGUUGAUCUAAGAUUUUAUGCACUCUAUCAAUUGUUUUCUUAACCAAGUUUUCCACCACUCUUUUGGCUGUGGCACUAAUUAUUAUAUGCUCCUGUAUUCUUAACUGCUUCUUUUCAUAAUUCAAAUAUUGAAACCUCAGUUUUGUAUCAUUUUUUUUUCAAAAAAAAAUCAGAAAAGUGUUGAAGUAAAAAAAAAAACCACAUCAUUUUAACAUAUAUUUGUAUUGCUUGGAAUCUCCAGAUUUAUUAGUGAGUGGUUUCUCAAAGGACUUUAUUUUUGUUUGAUAAAAUAUAAAAACUUCAUGCUUAGGACAUAGUUUCACAUUUUGUUGUUUAAUGGCAAUGUAAAUAUAUAUGACAUUUGAGCUCUAGGAUAGCGAAAGUGAUGCAAAAAAUGGUUUUUCCUUCUCAUUAGAGUUUAAUAUUGCAAUAUUGCAAAUUUUAGAGAAUGCUUCUUCAUAUUUAGACAAAUUGAAGAAAUGAUGAAAAUUUUGCAUAAAAAGCCCUAAAUGAUAAAUUAGGAUGUGAAAAAAAUAGUUUUGCUAAUUACCAACCAUAAUUUUGAUCUCCUUCAGCCAAAAGCAAAGUUCUGUUUCAGUUUUGAAGUUUUAGCUGAACCUCCAGAGCAUUAAUAAUGAUUGAGAAGAAUUUGUUUCAUGUCAGGAUCUAUACCAUCCAUAUAGCAAUUAGCAAGUGUCUGAUAUAUUUUCUCGACCUUAAUUGAUGUUAAAAAAAAUAAAGAUAUAGUUCCGUGAUGACCUAAGACCUCACCUAAAAGGGUGAGCUAGAAGGUUAUUAAUUGGGGUAUCUGGCCUUGUUUAAAUACCUGGGACCUCUCUAGUGCACAACCGAUGCAAAACUACAUGCACGCCCAUACAGGUCCUGAAACACUCCCCCAUUUAUGCCCUGACAUCCUCAUGAGGGAACAGCCCAUUCAGAAACAAAAACAUCAUGCAUCACUCAUGAUCUCACCCAAGAAGGCUCGCUAGAAGUUUAUUGACUGUGAUGCUUGAUCUUGUUUAAAUACCUAAGACCUCCCUAGCACAUUUUUUUUCCAGUUGAAACCUUGAUCUUUUAAAGUCUGGUUGUAUCAUAGAUAUUGUUAUAUAAUAAAUCUUUAUCUGAUUUGGAUAAUCAGCUUGAGGGAUCAUAUAUAGAGGGUGUUGUUGAUUUGAUGGUUAGAAGAAAUGAUCUUUCUUGCUCAGCAAAUUUUGGAGGAGUCUGGAAUUGUUUAGCUUGAACUCACUUUGCUAGGAGUGUUUAUACACCAGGGGUUCAAUAGUACUCCAUUGUGUGGAUUGGGCUAUUGCUGUUUACAUGUCAUAUUUUUUCAAGGUUGUCUAUUAUUUGGUUAUACUAACAUAUGCACUCGAAUUCUGGAUCGAAGUUUUACCAUGUAGAUCUUUCCCUUCACUUCCAUGCAUAUGCAAGGAUGACUUUGUAUCCUGUAUUCAAUUUACUAGGAGAGGUGGUCAUUUAUUUUGUGAUUUCUUAUUUGUCACUCCUCUGGACCUAACUCCAGCGGUACUUGGGCAAAAGAAAGCCUUUUUGGGAAAAGAAAACCUUUUCUAAAUGUUGAUUGAAUCCAUGGUAUCUAAGUGUUGUUACAUAGCAAUUCUGUGAUAAUUGAGUAUCAAAACAUUUGACAAUGUCAUUGUUCCAUUGUCUUGUCCUCUAUUUCCACAUGCAUAGCAUGUCCUUCUUUUCAUGGAUAUUGGUAGGAUAUUUAAUUGUGUGCUAUGCUGAAAUAAUUGCAGUUGGGGUGAAGGGAUGUUCUUGGAUUUUGGGGAUCCCUAUGGGUAGAAAUUUCCAGGAAGCUAUUCCUGUUUUGUGAGGGUUGUCAUGAGACUUGUUUGUUAUUCCGGCAAACAACAAUCUUC